Molecule: messenger RNA, 2036 nt
Organism: Anarrhichthys ocellatus (wolf-eel)
Lineage: Eukaryota; Metazoa; Chordata; Actinopteri; Perciformes; Anarhichadidae
Gene: c1ql4a
Product: complement component 1, q subcomponent-like 4
Exons: 2
Coding region: 183-908 (241 amino acids)
Molecular function (GO): protein binding
Source: RefSeq, a predicted model, not a curated record
ACACAGUUUUCCAUCCACUCCUCUCCACAUCCUUCUGCACCUCUUUACACCAAACUGGUUCUCUGAGAGGCUUCAUCCUGGCCGGCACUAUUCCAGCCAAGGGGGAAGAGGACUUCCUGACGCUGGCCGCUUCACGGCUCAGCCGCAGGAAACGCGUCAUUGGAGCUGCUGUAGGUGUGGCCAUGGUUCUAAUACUGUUGGUGGCCAUUCCCCUGCUGGUCCAUACAACCAAAGGGGGGAACGCCGAAAAUGCAGGGAGCCAUUUUGAAAUGCUUGGAAGCUGCAGGAUGGUUUGUGACCCCUACACUACGUCUCAGCCUGGCCAGGAGCUGACAGCUGUGUCUCCACCACCCCAGGAUUACUCAGGGAAGAAGAUUAAGCCUGGGUUUCGUGGGCCUCCAGGGAUCCAUGGCCCUCAAGGAGCACGUGGACCCCCUGGAGAGCCAGGCAAACCAGGUCCACAGGGGCCCCCAGGUCCAGGUCCUGGUGGCUAUUCUCCCUCACUCUACACUCCCAAAAUUGCCUUUUACGCAGGGCUACGCAAGCAGCACGAAGGGAGUGAAAUACUGAAGUUUGAUGACGUGGUGACCAAUGUAGGCAACUACUAUGAGCCCAGCACCGGCAAGUUCACCUGUCCUCUGCCGGGCAUCUACUUCUUCACCUACCAUGUUCUAAUGAGAGGUGGUGAUGGGACCAGCAUGUGGGCAGACCUGAAGAAGAACGGACUGGUAAGAGCCAGCGCCAUCGCUCAGGACGCUGAUCAGAAUUACGACUACGCCUCCAACAGUGUGAUCCUGCAUUUGGACGUGGGUGAUGAGGUGUGUGUGCAGCUGGACGGAGGGAAGGUCCACGGAGGGAACACAAACAAGUACAGCACCUUCUCCGGUUUCCUCAUCUACCCAGACUGAAUCUAAUCCUUCCUCGCAUGGACUGGACACCAACACACACACACUUAGACAUAAUAACACUUACACAGACAUGAACGUAUGCCAAUCAAUGCACAUAUACAGACAUGCAGACUCUCGACAUGGACAGACAAAUAUAUACAUACACCAAGGCAAGCAAACACACACACAUACAGACAUGCUGAGAUUACAAACAGACUACAAAAGCACGGAUCCAGUGAAAGUCAAAGAUAAGUGGAAUUAAGUCGAGUUGCGUGAAUUUGAGCCAAUAAUAAGCAACUGCAAUUAAUGGCGCCCUUUGUGCAAAUAUGAAUAACAGAAGAUGUACAGUAUAGGUGCACAUAACAAUUGCACGUUGCGGCUCGGAAAUAUCUAAAAUACUUUAAUGUGUUCCGUAUUAACUGACAUUGUGAGAACUAGAAUAUAACAAUCACUAUCAGCAUAAUUGUUUUUUUAAUGCAAUAAUGGUGUUGAGGGUGCCAUUAAUCACAAUGACUAAGCUGAGGCAAAUACAUGGACUGUAUUCCAGUCUUUACCUUAUACAUUUCUGCUGUCCAUUCCAGUGACCUCUGACCGAAUGGCCUGCCUAUAUUCUGCAAUUCAUUGUGAAAUAUUGUUUUCCCUAAAGUGAAUAACACCAGUUGAAAUGAAAUCCCUGUUGUGAUUCAAUCUGCAUUGAGGCCAUACUGAUCAAAAUAAGGCCAUCUGAAUGAACACAGAUGUCUGACCUCUCUUUCCUGUUGCCAUCAUGAAGCAGGAUAUCGCAGCAAGACAUAUUAUAAGACAUCGCAUUUUAUGGAUGGCACUUGUGUGUGAUGAAGUUUUAAUUGCCAAGUGCAUUAUUGAUAAUAUUGUGUGUGUGUGUGUGUGUGGGGUCAGUAGUAUGAGUGGAUAUAUAGAUAUUGUAAUAUAAUGCAGCAGUGAAAAUGAACAUCUGCAGUGUUUGACUUACAUUUAAUGUUGUACAAUACAUUACAGGCACGUUACUGUAAUUACACUGCCAUACCUACUUAGUACUUUAUUUUUGAGAGACCCUGUCAAAGUAUCAUCAUAUGUAUCAGCACAGUAAUCCUGGGAUGGGCUAACUGCCAUGUUGAAUAGGCCGAGUAGAGAACUGCUAUUAAAAAUAUC